This is a messenger RNA of Vollenhovia emeryi, 598 nucleotides long. RefSeq lists its product as uncharacterized. Lineage: Eukaryota; Metazoa; Arthropoda; Insecta; Hymenoptera; Formicidae. The transcript has a single exon. The annotation marks the transcript as partial. The record is from RefSeq and is a predicted model, not a curated record.
AAUAUAAUAAAAUUUGUUUCAGAAACGAGUGUCGAGAAUAAAUUUUCGCUAUCAGCAGAUUCAAUAGACUGCGACGGAAUACCGUUCACAGACCAUCACCGGGUAUCAAAGUCGAUUCUAAAGAAGUCCGAUAGCGGUAAUAAUUACUACAGUAAUGCUGGUGACUCGGAUACUGAGAAAUUGAUUACGGACAGCAUGUCCACAGCAAGCAUAUGUGAUAACGAAACAAGCUCAUGUGAUGCUUCAGCCAACGUAAAUAAUGAGCAUACAAAAAAACAUCCAACAUCACCGUUACUUUCGCGACAGGUCCUUGAGUCGAUAUUCCGUACAAAUAAUAACGCCGAGAGGGAGUGUACAAAUGACAAGGGGGAUAAAAAAGUCAGCAUCGCAAGGAUAUCGAAGAUACUAUUUAGUGACAUCGAAGGUUUGUACAAAUACACAAUUAAUCACACCUUAUUAUACAGGAUAUUUGAUAGUAGGUUUGAUGUUCAUGGAUAGGUAAAAUGGGUUAAACUAAAUAAAAAAUCUUAUAUUACGUUGCGAUUUUCACAAUAAUUAGUGGGAAAUCAAUUAAUAAAGAACCGCAAAUAAAUAUGUA